AUGAAUGGUGUUAUGUUGCCUGGGAACUCAUCUGCUUUUACAGAGAGGAAAGUGAAUGGCCCAGGGACCCCCAGGCCGCUGAACAGACCAAAGCUCUCUCUAGCGACAAACGGCCUACCGGACAGUACAGAAAACAAAGACCCUACCACAGAGCAGGGACACGACAAACCCUCCAGUGAGGUGUCGGCAUCAAGUACCCUGGGGAGCUCUGUGAAGAACAAGCACCAUGACGACGAUGAAGAGGAGGAUAUGGAGGCGGAGCAACACGAGGUGAAGAGGCUCAAGUUCAACGAGGAGGAUGAAGAGGAGGAGGGGGACACCCUCAGACCCGGCCACACUGACAGUUUGUCGAAAGAGGCAGAGUCCAUGGUCCAGGAGGAGGAGGAGGAUGACGACAAGAAGAAAAGUGAGGCUCCCAGUACUGCUGGGACUUGUGAAGACCAAGAGCCAUCGAGCACACAGUUGGAGCCAUCAGCAGACCCCGGGGAGAACGAGCAGGCAGAGAGGGAGGUUCCUUGUGGCUCCCAAGAGGAAUGUAAUGACAUGGACCAGUCAGAACAGCAGGCCCCUGCUGGCGUCCUGGAGAGCCCUGAGGCCCGGGACAGCGAUGAGGGCAGUGACCCAGUCAGCAGCAGCAGCAGUAGCAGCAGUAGCAGUGAGGAGAUCGGAGCCAGGAAAGAGAGAGCCCCUGCUCCCUCCAGCAAUACUCCUGAGCCACCUGCAGAGGGCGCCAUGGAGAGUGGCAGCCUGGACACGGGGACCAGUGAGGAGCCCAUGGAGCAGGACUAG
Molecule: messenger RNA, 789 nt
Organism: Coregonus clupeaformis (lake whitefish)
Lineage: Eukaryota; Metazoa; Chordata; Actinopteri; Salmoniformes; Salmonidae
Product: serine/threonine-protein phosphatase 4 regulatory subunit 2-B
Exons: 1
Coding region: 1-789 (262 amino acids)
Cellular component (GO): protein phosphatase 4 complex
Molecular function (GO): protein phosphatase regulator activity
Source: RefSeq, a predicted model, not a curated record